This is a messenger RNA of Fulvia fulva, 2481 nucleotides long. Its product is annotated as Centromere/kinetochore protein zw10. The transcript has a single exon. Gene Ontology annotation, biological process: mitotic spindle assembly checkpoint signaling; endoplasmic reticulum to Golgi vesicle-mediated transport. Gene Ontology annotation, cellular component: RZZ complex. NCBI's taxonomy places the organism in Eukaryota, Fungi, Ascomycota, Dothideomycetes, Mycosphaerellales, Mycosphaerellaceae. The record is from RefSeq and is a predicted model, not a curated record. The coding region runs from base 1 to 2481 and encodes 826 amino acids.
AUGACCUCAACCUUGCUCUCGAGAGAUACCACACAACAUCAACCAGACCUCGCCGCUGCGAUGGCCUCCGCCGUACUUGCCUCCAUCGACAAUGGCGCCUACCCUAUUUCCGAAGAAGAUGCAGCAGCAGACCUCACACCCGCUUCACUCGAAUCACUUUCACGCGCACUUCAAGAACAGCAGAAUGACGUCAAAUCGUCAAUCAAGAGCAUCAGCAAGGACGCUAGCAGCGAUAUCGAUACAUGGAUAACACGAGCGAAAGAGCUACAGGCAGAUAUACUGCGAAGUCGAGAGACGGCGCGACAAAUCGUCGCCGAAGCUGAGGCAGGGAAAGAGCUACGGGCAAGGGCAGACGACCGAAAGAAGAAGGUACAACUACUGGAGAAGGAAGUAGCGUUCCAGGAGACCGUAGCUGCCAGAUUGGAUCACAUUCGCCAUGCCAACGGGGUGCUACGAGAUGUGCAGGACAGCAUUGUGGCUGGUGACCUUUCCGGAGGCUUGCAAAAGCUUGAAGCAGCAGAAGAGAGCAUUGGUGGCCUAGGCGCGAGCAACGAGAGCGGAGUGGGCGCGUUAUUGGGUAAAAGAGUCGAAGGUCUGAGAGAGCGACUGAAAGAGGCCGUCACACUAGGGUGGCAGGAGCGACUUUCAAUCGAUGUCGAGGGCCGGAAGGUGCAGAUAAAUGAUGGCAUCGUAGGCCUCGUACGACCAGCGCAAGGGUUGGGCAUAUUGGACGAAUUGGUAAAGAAAGCCGCCAAGGACUUCGACAGAGCCAUUCUACGACCGCGCAUGAUCCCCAAUCGCGAGGGCAAAGUCCCUACCACCGAAGCGUCAGGCCGCAUUAUCUCCUGCCGAAUCGCCAGCGAAGAAGCGAAUGCAUCAGAUGUGAUCGGAAGCUUGUGGGCGAUCUCAAUAGUAUUGGCCAGCAAUCUACCAGAGUCUGUCACGGGACCGCUCUCUGAACACCUCAUGCCAAUCCUUACCACCAGGCUGGAAGAGCGAUGGUUAGAGCCGGCAGUUCCGAUAGAGAUCGGCGAGAUGGCUGGCUUCCAGGCGCUUUUGAAAGAGGUGAAUUACUUUGCGGACGCUAUCGACAGGCAUAGAUGGCACGGCAGCAAGCCACUACGAGACUGGACACAAAGUGCACCACGAAUAUGGCUUACGAAGAGGAGGGAGGCACUGCUUGGAGAUGUGCGCAACCUUGUGUUCACAGGUCUCAAAGAACAGAAGAUUGUUGAGAGAGUCGAGACGCAGAUGGUGAGCAAGGAUGAUGCCAUGCACGGGGGGGAUGGUGCAGAUGAUGAGUGGGACACUGCUUGGGACGAGCCAGAAGAGCCAGCUACACAAGCAGAGAAGUCUGAAGGGAUUGAUGAGGCUAGCGCGUGGGACCUUCCAGAUGACGAUGAGGUACCGAAGGAAGAAGAGGACGGCGCAGAUGAUGCGUGGGGAUGGGGAGACGUAGACGGAGGCGCGCCAGACAGUCCCCAAGCGACUCGAUCUGCACCACCACCGGUGAACGGCGAGAAGAGCACAGCACAAUCGACUGAGUGCGAGAUGACCCUUCGUGAGACUUUCACGGUGACCGCUGUUCCUGAUGGCCUACUCGAGCUGGUCCAGCAGGUCAUCACAGCUGCACAGACACUCGCCGGACCUGAAUAUGCCAAAUCACCUAUCGUGCCAGCAUCAGUCGCGCUCUACACCCUACCGACUCUUGCGCUCGCCAUCUACCGUGCUACGGCCUCGACGGCGUACUCGCGCCUCGAGAAUGGCAACAUGCUCAUCUACAACGAUACCGGUCGCCUCUCAGAUCAGCUGCGGGCAUGGCAGGCAGCACAGCCGACCUCGUCGCGCUUGAGAUUGGACAACGAUGUCAAAGCGCUCGACCAAUUCGCCAAGAAAGCUUAUGGCGCUGAGAUGGAGUCGCAGAAGACGAUCCUACGCGACUUUCUUGAUGGCGCGCAGGGAUUCAGCAACUGUACGACGCAGCCCUUUAAGGAUGAGUGCGAAAGUGCCAUCGAUCAGACAAUCUACCGCCUCAAUGCGGUCUAUGCACAAUGGAAGCCUAUCCUGUCGCAAAGCGCUCUGCUGCAGUCUGUCGGACAACUUCUUGCCACCGUAACAGGCAAAAUGAUCACCGAGAUCGAGGAUCUUCCAGAUAUCAGCGAGGCAGACUCAAAAGAACUGAAGAGUCUAUGCGACCGGAUCUCCUCUCUUCGCGAUAUCUUCACCCAGCAAGACGGGGAUCGCCCUGACGCGCAGCCCCGAGACAUGACCUUCAUCUACUGCCCCAAUUGGCUCAAGUUCCAGUAUCUAGCCGAGAUACUGGAAAGUAGCUUGGUGGAUAUCAAGUAUCUCUGGACAGAGGGCGAGCUUAGCUUGGAAUUUGUUCCUGACGAGGUAGAGGGUCUUAUCGAGGCGCUUUUUGCGGAGAGUCAGUUGAGGCGUCAGGCUAUUCAGGAGAUCAGGAGGGGUGGGAGGAGGUGA